This is a messenger RNA of Monosiga brevicollis MX1, 2694 nucleotides long. RefSeq lists its product as uncharacterized. Gene Ontology annotation, cellular component: condensed chromosome, centromeric region. The record is from RefSeq and is a predicted model, not a curated record. The coding region runs from base 1 to 2694 and encodes 897 amino acids. Gene Ontology annotation, biological process: mitotic chromosome condensation; meiotic chromosome condensation. Gene Ontology annotation, molecular function: histone binding. The transcript is spliced from 18 exons. Lineage: Eukaryota; Choanoflagellata; Craspedida; Salpingoecidae.
AUGCCCGACGGCGCCGGCAGUCCGUAUCCUCCCCAACAAGCCCCCCCUGCUCCCAACCCGAGCGCUGGCCCACCGCUCGGCCCCGCCGCCAUCAUGGCCCCGACGACAAAUCAAUUGGCGGUCACGUUGGAGCGCCUUAUUCGGCCCGAAGAUUGGACCGCCAUUCCCGAUGCUUGGGUCACCGCCGUUCAUGCCAACUCGUACUGCGACAUCAACGAUGAACCCUCGGUGAGGUCCAUCGUGAACAGCCUGGCCCCAUUGGCCGCAGAGCUCGAGGCAGCCCUCGAUGGCCUGGACCUUGCCGAGAGCACCCACAAUGACGACGUGACCGACAAUGCCAACGAUGAAGCCCGCCAUAACAUGACCCUGGUCGCACGCCGCCUCGUGGACCUCUGGCUUCAGCGCCCUCUCGGCGAUCAAAAUCAGAGCUCGCCCAGCCAACUCGCCUUGGCCCGGACAGCUGCCAUCGAGGCGCUCCAUCGCCGACUGAUGGCCCAAGACCAGGCCUCACUGCCCACUAAGCACACCCUUGUGCGCCGCCUCGUGCAGCAUGUUGGUGUGGCCGCCACCGACAAAACCGCCACCCGCGUAGCUGCGAGCGCCGCUGCCUCCGCUCUCAUGGACGUUCUCGACCGUCUGGACGCCCCGCAAGCCGUGUGGGACGAUCUCCGCGAUUGGCUUUGGCGCCUGUGCCAGCACACUCGAAGCCACUGCCGCAUCAUGGGCCUCGAGCUCCUCUCCCUCUUGGUGACCCGCCCUACCGUUUGUCAGCCCCAACAUGUGAUUGACAGCCUCAAAGUCAUGAUCAAGCGAGGCAGUGACCGUGUCGGCACGGUGCGCCAGCAGGCUGUUGCCAUUCUAGCCCGCCUGCUCAGCGAAACCACUUUGACCAGCCAUAUCCAGCCAUGCCGCUCUGAGCUCCAGAGCCUGGCAAUUCGUCGACUCAAGGACAGCAAGAGUGCUGUUCGCAAAGCUGCUCUCUUGCUCUGUGGUCAAGUUGCGGUGCUCGCAGAACAGCCCGACUCCCUGGUUGGUCCGCUCCACUGCGCAGCGCCAAGACGCUCGCAUCCAGCUCGACGCCCUCGGAUCGCUGUGCUCGCCUUUCCCAGUGACCUCACCCUGGUUUCAUUCACCAACGACCCUAGGCCCAUGAUCUCGGCCAUCAUGCCCAUGGUCAUUGAUCGCGAGGAUGCCAUCAAAAGCGCCUGUUGCAUCGGACUUCGCGACCUCUUGAUUGGCGAGGUCGAGAAUCGCAAUGACGCUGUCAUUCUCGUCCACUUGGCCCAAUUGCCCGAGCUGCGAUCUUUUCUCCAUCGCGCCGUACAGUUUUGGGAUGAGCGAAAUCUUUUGAAUCGCACCUGCGUAGAUUAUGCUCACAACCUGACCCAAGACGAGUCAAUCACCACACAGCAGCUCUUACGCUCAGCGGACCUCUAUCAAGCCUGGCUGCGUCGUGAACCAACCAUGGAAGGCAUUAACACUAGCAUUUUGCAGUGCUUGGCAGCCAGCACCGCCCGCCUGGCUGUGGCCGAGCAAGCCGAGCUGGCGUCUGACGUUGAGCACCUACUGGCGAGUGGUGCCCUCUCGCCGGGUCUCAUCAGCAUGGGACUUCAGGCCAUGGAGCAACUACGCCCUGCCGACGCCUUUGCCCUGUCGCUGGAAAAGCUGCACGCCCACAGCGUACAACUUGCACGUGAGCUGACUGAGCGACAGACAGACCUCGAGGGCGACGAGUUUGUUACUGCGAGUCGCGCUAUUUUCAUGCUCGGCGAAUGCUGCCUGCGUCGCCCUCACGCUAGCUCCUCGGCAGCCGUGGUGGUCGAGGCCCUCAUUGCUCGUCCUCUCCAACAGAUUUGUUUGCAAAGUGAGGAGCUGGCCAAGAAGUGGCUCGGCAGUAUGGGCCCGGAGCAUCGUCAGGAGCGCGAGUACAUUUACCAUAUAAUGCUUCAAAACAUGGACGACACGCAACGUCUCCAGGUCACGCAGGAACUGUGCACGGAGCUCUUGGGCGCAGUUGUAGACGACAAGCUCAACCUCGACGCAGCCCUCGAACCGGUUGUGCGAGAUGCUCUGGCAAUCUUGGCCAGCAAGGAUAUCAAAGUGGGUCGAGCCAAGGAAGAGGACGACGAUGAGGAGCUGCCCGUGGUUCCUGGCGGCGAGGAAAAGCGCAAGGCCACGCAGCACCUCGUGUCCAAGGUGGCCAAGCGCACUUUGAUCGAAAAUAUCGUGCCCAUGCUCUUGACACUCAAAACCAAGUUGGAGGAACACAAGUCACCUCUACAGCGUCCCUUGCUGUUCUAUCUGCGCGAAGUGAUUCGUGACAACAAGGCUGAAAUGGAUGAUGUUCUGGCGGCCAAUCGCACGCUGGCCUCGGAGUUGGCCUAUGACCUCAAGGCUCUCGAAGCCGAAGAAGGGUCUCGACGCUGCUCCAUCUGCAACCGUGCCCCAGACCCCUUGAUGGCUAUGCUCAAGACACCGCGCUCAGAGGUCAUGCGUCAGUCACCAGCUGCUGUGGAUGAGCUUAUUGUGUUGGCCUCACCUAUGGGCGCCCAGUCGCGUACCAAGCCUGCAUCUUUGCGACGAGUGGCCACCAUCAAGCAAGGCAGCACGAAGCGAGCCGCGCCGCAGAGCCCCGUGGUGGAUGACCUCCUCGCCUCGCCUGCUCUGCCUGCUCCACAGAAGCGCAUCAAGUGA